AUGGCCAUCGUCAACGCCUUCCCACUAACCCUUUCCCAGCUCCAACACUCGUUGCGCAACGCGACUCUCGAACUCAAUCUCGAGCGCAGCAAACACUCGGUAGAGGUUGUUGCCAAGGACGAAGAGAUACGGAAGUUACGAGUUGCACAGUGUCUCUUACAGGACGAUAACAGCGACCUCCACGAACAACUCGAAGAGGAGCAGGCGCGAUCCGACGAGUUGGAAAGCGCACUCGACGAGGCGCUUACACAGCUGGACGAGCGACACGCAGAGGGCGAGACGGCGCAAAACACGAUCCGCACUCAAGCGCGGGAAAUCGCGAACCUCCGGGCCGAGCUCAAGGCUAUGGAGAACGUCACGUCCGACUCCAACAAGAUUCUCUCUGACAAACUCGCUCUAUCACGUGAAAUCUCAUCAUUACGGCCCGAGGUCGAACACUUGCGCGCCCAGGUUGAAGCCAACACUGGACUGCUCACUGAGAAGCUAGCACUACAACGCCAACUGGCAACAUUGCAGGUCGAGCUCGAGAACGAAAAGCGUACCGCCGCACGUACACUAGCGAAGCAAGGGAAGAAGAUGGAGCAGGAUGAGGAACUCCGCAACGAGCUGGAUGAAGUACGCAAGCAGCUCGCCACAGAAAAGAGAGACCGGAUGAAAGUUGAGGCUGGGCUCACAGAAGCAAAGCAGGGAGCGGAGAGCAUUCAGGUCGCCCUCAACUCGCGAGACCAAACCAUCGAACGUCUACAGGCAGAGGUUGAAAACGUCACCAAGAAGCAAGCAGGGAAAGCUACCAAGCGCGAAAAGGCUCACGAUGCCGCCAUCGAGGAGCUUCGCCAGGAGCUAGAGCAAGAGAAGGCCGCGCGCUUACAAGCAGAGAAGGCCAGCAGGGAUAUUAGCGCCCGUGAUGCGGAAAUUGCGCAACUCCGUCAAGAACUGGAGCAGGAGAAGCGCGAGCGCCAAAAGGUUGAAAAGACGUCCAAGAAGGGUACCCAGCAGACAGAUGACCAGGUGGAAGCUGUCAGGAAGGAAUUGGAAGAGGAGAGGCGUGAACGGAAGAAGCAGGAGAAGGAGUUCACCAAGACGCUGGCGGAACUUCAGGGACGCAACACCAUUCUCGAUGAUAAACUGAGUGCCUUCCGCGAGAAGCUGCGGACUACCAAGGAGAAACUCAAGGAGAAGGAGGCUAAGCUUGAGAGGGCGGAUAGGGCGGAGACAGCACCACCUGCUAAGAGCUCGUCGACAGCUGCAGCGAAGCCCGCUAAGAAUUCCAGGAAGCGUGUUGCUGCUACCGUGGAGCCCGAGACGAUGCUAGGAACUCCCGGAGACGGUUUCCCAGCGAAGAAGACGAAGCGUGGUACAUCUGUAUCCGCAGUUGGGGAUACAUCAACCUUCUCCUUGACCCCGUUCCUCAAUCGAACCGGCAAUGUAACAGCUGCUAGUCCAAUCGUUGAAGAAGAGGAAGAAGAGCAGGAGGAACAGGAAGCCAUCCCGGAACAAAGCACACCUACAGCCCCUCCCAAGAAAGCCUCCAAGAAGGCCGCCCAACCAAAGGUCAAAGCACUAGCUCCCGCGGCAUCUAGCAAGGCCAACGCAAAGCCACGCAAGAAGAAGGCCGCUCCUGCGCUAGAUAUGGUCACUGAGGAGGUAUCCGAGGUUUCUCACAACACAUCCAAGGAAGACUCUGAAAACGCGCCCGUCUCGGUUCCGCUCAAGGACAACGACGGUCCAUCCAAGAAGUCCAGCAAUGGUGCGCCCAAAGUCAAGCCUCGCAAAUCUCUCAUGUCGUUUGCCACCUUCGUCGAGGAACCUGCUGUAGAGAAGAAAAAGAAGCGCAAAUUGGGUGCUAGUGCUGGUAAGACACUCUUCGAUGCGGAGGACGCCGAAGAUAUUCCAUCUCUGAAGCCCGUGGGCAUCAGCAAGGGACUAUUCGCAGCGAGGGCGCUUGGCAAGAGUGUGCUCGGCAAACAGGGACAGCAGCGCCCGAUAUCCGGCGGAUUCAAUAUGAUGAGUGAAGAAGCUUUUACCUUUUCGCCACUAAAGAAGGACCGGCGAGGCGCGAGUAUCCUAAAAUAA
Pyrenophora tritici-repentis Pt-1C-BFP is the source of this 2073-nucleotide messenger RNA. Lineage: Eukaryota; Fungi; Ascomycota; Dothideomycetes; Pleosporales; Pleosporaceae. The record is from RefSeq and is a predicted model, not a curated record.